CAAGGUUUUAAAACUGUAGGUCGAGUGGUGCUCGUUGGGGCCAGGAUGGAAAAUAUCAGCGAUGAUGAACUGCGAUCAGCUUUGUCUAGAUAUUUAGAUGUUGUUCCACCAGUGACAGAAUCAACUCGAGCAACUUUGAUCGCUAAGCUGAAAAAGUGCAUAUCAAAUGGUUCUGAGAGUUUAUUAAAGGAUACUCCACAAAACGUCGUAGAUAAUCUUAUCAACGUAACAGAAGAUAGACCAAUACAGACUUUAAUUUCCGACAAUAAUCAUGAAUCACCGAAAUAUGAGACGACUGAGGUACUACAGAGACCCUUGUCUACUAAAGAACUAUCUGCAAGUUUUAUGAAUGGGUUACCAGUGCAAAACCAUUCAUCCCCCAUACUAGAAUGUGUUUCUCGACUUCCAAGUUAUCGUCGUCGAUCUAUACAUCCAGACCGACCAGGAAUAGAUGACCCCUACGCUGAUGAUUUGGCUUGGUUUCCAUCGUUAUCGUCAACAAAAUGUCGUGAACCGCCCAACAAACAAAAGAUGUUUCACAACACGAAAGGAAUCAUCAGGGAAAAUCUUAUAAAAUCUUUUUUGUAUGUCAUCAUUGGUUUGAUGUCUGUCAUUCUCGAUUGUUGCUUUUCCUCCCUCUCUAAAUUAACGAGUAAGUUGGUUGUCUUUUGUGUUUAGUUUUUGCACGUAUCUGUGGUCAACUAAGAUUAAACAGAAUCAACCUUACCUCCAGGUUUAUGUUUCGUUAUGGUAAAAAAAUUGUUUUUCUAACUUAGCCGGGAAAAUUUGGGCACUAGUGUGAUAGUGUCUCAAUUUGGGUGGAAAAACUUUGAAACGUCAGUCAGGCAAGACUUACAAGAUAAGUAAAAGUCAGAGUUAGGUUUCGACCACAAAUAGAUGUGUAACAAAAAUUGUGAAGGUUCAGAAAUGUUAGCGACUAAAUCUUUGUCAUUCUCAUUCUUUAAUGACCUUUAUUAAUUUUCAUAUAAAAAUGCUCUGACAAGCAUAUGUGUGACCAGAUUAUUCGAAAUGCAUAGCGCAAAUACAUCACAUUUUUCAGAUAAACUCCGUUUUCUCAUUGUUCUAUCGAAAUUCUUUAAUGAGUUUUAACUACGAAAUCUACAUUUAUUAUUGUACUUCAAAAAAAAUAGGCGAUAUUAUGGAAUAAUCCAAUUUCGCGGUGUGCUUGAUUCAAAUAUGCCCCAUAUCUUAAUUAUUUCUCAACGUUCGACGUCACAGGUGUAUGAUCAUAUUAAACAUCAAUCACCUGGGUUAGUUCCCAAUCUCAUCGACUUAAUUUAGCAGUUUGUCUCACUUAUUCAAACAACACUUCACCAUAGGCAAGUGUGCUCGGCACGUCCAUGUGACAGCUACGGUCAGGUUUUAUUUUGUUAAUUACUACGACUGAGAUUUUUUCGUUUUAAAUUCUGCAUCUUAACUAUUUACCAACAUAGAAUAAUACUGAAUCUUAGUGUUGAUUCGGUUGACAUGAUACUUCAACGAUUUUUACCAAAUGACAGUCGUACUCUGUUUGAAAAUAAGCAGCGUAGAAUCAGUGGUUUACGCAGGGUCAUCACCUAAUAAGGUGCUCUAUCGGUUUUGGAGGUUAAAUAUGAAUCUUGUACGGUGAUAAUUCAAAAAUAGUACAAUUGAGGCAAACCAACUUCUUCAAAUUAUUAAAAUAAUCUGCACGAUCUGGGUUUCCAAGUUGUCGCGUCAAACUAGCUGUCUACGAAUCCAUGCAUCGGCAGUAUGACUUGGUUUAUAUAGUUAUUUGAGCUCCCAAGCAAAGUAAGCCGUAGGUCUUCCUGCUCUGUGGUUUUUGAAUAAACACAAGGAACGCUGUUUUUCUUGAAUAUCCUUAUAACAAGUAUGAAUUCCCACGAUAAGUUGUACGCUAAAACUGGGUUUAUAUGUUUGACUGAGUGUACACCAUGUAUCUCACUCCAAGACAUUUAAACGUCAAGGAAUCGGUAACUACUUGUAGUAUGUGCCCACGAAUAAUGUUUACCAUAUAAUGACUUGUAGACGUUUACUUUAUAGGUAAAUUAUCAAUUUGCAAAUAAGAUCUAUAAUUUAUUUGCAAUUAUUCAAUUGAAUUGAUGUAUUACAAACUAACCACUUUUUUAAUUAUUUUUCCAGAUGUCGUAUCCACUUGUAUACCAUCUUUACGGAUCUGUCUUUGUGUCAUUUUAUUUGGACUGCUUUUAUGUGGAUCGUAUAAGCUUCUACUCGGGGAUCCAUUUUAUCAUAAUCCCGUGGAAGAUCUAUAUAACAUCAUACAGUUUCCUUUUGUUAAGUAGGCAUUGUUUAUUUUAUACUGGGAUGGCUUUGUAGUCCCGGUUCAACAUAUUUUAGUGUAUUUUUUAAAAUAGUUUUUUUAACCGUUUUGUACCAUACUGUUUACUUUUGUAUAUGUACUCAGUGUAAUAAAAUAUGAAUGUUCUGGUGU
Messenger RNA from Schistosoma curassoni, 2452 nucleotides. NCBI's taxonomy places the organism in Eukaryota, Metazoa, Platyhelminthes, Trematoda, Strigeidida, Schistosomatidae. The record is from the annotation of a GenBank genome assembly.